Molecule: messenger RNA, 297 nt
Organism: Mesorhabditis belari
Lineage: Eukaryota; Metazoa; Nematoda; Chromadorea; Rhabditida; Rhabditidae
Source: the annotation of a GenBank genome assembly
AUGUCAAACAGAUCUUUGGUGUUCUUUCUCAGCACAUUUCUUCUAGCAUUUCCUCUGAAAUGCGACGCACGUCCGAGUUUUUGGGAAGGUUUGGGUCGCGGUGUGAGCGAGGGAUUGGACUGGGCUUUUGAUGGCUAUAACUGGUACAAUCACGGAGCUCGUCCAUUCAUGCACGAGAAAUGGCACACCGCUGUCGGCCACUUCGAUCGCUGGCAGGGCGACGAGGACACAGCCCGCAAAAACUUUGAUCGUGCCAGCUAUGAGAGGGCUCAGAUUUGGAAUGCGAGAAGAAGAGCU